ACUUGGUUUAAUAUGAUAAUACAAUCUUGUUAAGAUCUGAGGCCUGAGAUCUGUUACUUGAUCUGAGGCCAACCUGACAAACUUGCAAUUAAGUGAAAAUGAAGUGUUUUAACAACUUAACCCAAACUUGUUAAAAGUAAACCCAAAAUUGGAUUCUGCAAAAAUCUGGUUAAAAGUGUUUCAUCUUUGCGUUCAAGGGAAAGGGUUGCUUUGUGGCUGGAAACCAUUUAUCAUUGAUUGUACUUCUUUGAUCUUCAAUGUUUAAAUAUUUAUUGAAUAAUUAAAAGAUUUGGACGAUUAAAAAAUCAAUGAAACCUGUCAAAAGAUGAAUUAUGAAUUAUGAUUAACUUUCAUUGAUCCCAGUCUUAUGAAUGGUUGUUUGCGGACCUUUAGGAAACAAAAGGGAAAUGUCUAAUUGUCAUUGAGUUUAAAGUUAAAAAGUAAUAAAUUGAAUUUAUUCAUUUCCAAUAUAGUGAUCAAUAAUACCUGUUGUUAUUGAAAGAAUCGCCGUUAUGGUAACCAUCAAUUGAGUGAGAAUCAAGAAAAAAAUGAUUGGAACAUUAACGAGAAGAAAAAAAGUUGAACAAAGUAAUGUCCAGAGUGAGGUUUAAAAUGUUAUUACAUCAAUAAUCAACUGACCACUGUAAAUGGCUUUGCAAAGAUUUGAAAUUCAAGAAACUGGCUCAAUAGGUAAUGACGGCGAAGAAGCUCAUGAUCUAUGUGCCAACCUAUUGACAAUUGUUUCAGUCAUAUUUGCUGUCCUCACCUUGCCUUUAUCAUUAUUUUUCUGUGUUAAAGUGGUCCAAGAAUAUGAAAGAGCCGUUAUUUUCAGAUUGGGACGUUUACUGGACGGUGGAGCUAAAGGACCAGGUAUAUUCAUCAUUUUACCUUGCAUUGAAAAUUAUACCAAAGUUGACCUGAGAACCUUAACCUUUGAUGUUCCGCCACAAGAAGUACUGACCAAAGAUUCGGUUACAGUUUCGGUUGAUGCUGUUGUUUAUUAUCGAGUUUUCAAUGCAACAGUUUCAAUAUCCAAUGUUGAAAAUGCCCAUCAUUCAACUCGACUUCUGGCUCAAACAACACUUCGUAACAUCCUUGGCACUUUCAACCUUCAAGAGGUUCUCAUAAGUCGCGAAUCAAUUUCAACUUCAAUGCAGACUGUUUUAGACGAGGCUACUGAACGAUGGGGAAUCAAAGUUGAGCGAACUGAAAUUACGGAUGUGCGUUUGCCUGUUCAAUUACAACGAGCCAUGGCAGCCGAGGCAGAAGCAGCCCGAGAAGCUCGAGCAAAAGUAAUUGCUGCUGAAGGGGAACAGAAAGCCUCUCGAGCCUUGAAGGAAGCUGCUGAAGUAAUCUCUCAAUCCCCAGCCGCAAUUCAAUUACGUUAUCUUCAAACAUUGAACACAAUUUCGGCAGAAAAAAACGCAUCAAUCAUAUUUCCAUUACCAAUCGAUUUACUGGCAAAAUUUAUCAAACAAUGAAAUAAUCAAAUAGUCUAGAUGAUAAAGUCAAACCCAAUGAUUAAUUAAAUCGAUCGAGAAAGGAAAAGCUUGGGUUAGAAAUUGAUUUUUCAAUCGUUGAUACAAACCCUUAUUUUUUUGUUUCACCUCUGACAGUUAUUCAAUAAAUUAUUUAUUAUUCAUUAUUAA
This is a messenger RNA of Tetranychus urticae (two-spotted spider mite), 1649 nucleotides long. Its product is annotated as band 7 protein AGAP004871-like. The record is from RefSeq and is a predicted model, not a curated record. Gene Ontology annotation, cellular component: plasma membrane. NCBI's taxonomy places the organism in Eukaryota, Metazoa, Arthropoda, Arachnida, Trombidiformes, Tetranychidae.